UGACAGGUGGCUCGAGCGCAUGGUGAUCACGUGCAAGUAUUCCGGAGCUCUUUGCACUCGAUUCACAAAGGAUUCCCCCACUUUUUGCUCUCGACUCUCAUCCUCCCCCGCCAAAAGCCAACUUGCCCAAUUCAAAUGGCUCGUACUAAGCAAACUGCCCGCAAGUCAACUGGAGGCAAGGCCCCUCGUAAACAGCUCGCAACCAAGGCCGCGCGUAAGACCGCCAACCCUACCACCACUGGCGGUGUCAAGAAGCCGCAUCGUUUCCGGCCCGGAACAGUCGCUCUUCGUGAAAUUCGCCGGUAUCAGAAGUCAACUGAGCUUCUCAUCCGCAAGCUCCCCUUCCAGCGUCUUGUUCGUGAAAUUGCUCAGGACUUUAAGACCGAUCUUCGUUUCCAAUCGUCCGCCGUGAUGGCUCUCCAAGAGGCAGCUGAAGCGUACUUGGUGUCUUUGUUCGAGGACACCAAUUUGGCCGCUAUCCAUGCCAAGCGUGUGACCAUCCAGCCAAAGGAUCUCGCCCUAGCUCGCCGGCUGCGUGGAGAGCGCUCCUAAGCAAGAUGUCCCAUGCCGUGCUUUGUACUCUGUCUGAACUAUAUCUCUUCCGUUCCAUUUGUACCCUAGCCUAUAUAUAUAUGACUGACUGAAAUUUG
Molecule: messenger RNA, 650 nt
Organism: Mycena citricolor
Lineage: Eukaryota; Fungi; Basidiomycota; Agaricomycetes; Agaricales; Mycenaceae
Source: the annotation of a GenBank genome assembly